Molecule: messenger RNA, 2042 nt
Organism: Cucumis melo (muskmelon)
Lineage: Eukaryota; Viridiplantae; Streptophyta; Magnoliopsida; Cucurbitales; Cucurbitaceae
Product: protein trichome birefringence-like 19
Exons: 2
Coding region: 556-1884 (442 amino acids)
Cellular component (GO): Golgi apparatus
Molecular function (GO): O-acetyltransferase activity
Source: RefSeq, a predicted model, not a curated record
CCACAUAUUCAUUUCCCUUUCUUCCAAUCUCAUCAUUACUUCAUCAACAAACAAGCAAUAGGUAAGAGUCUUUUCUAAAACUCCAUCAACGCACAAACAAACGAUCCACUUUUCUUAAAAGUUUUGUCUGUCGAAGCUUUUCUACCAUCCUCCUUAGAACUCAAGAACACAUCAUACAACUUAUAGAACAAAUCCUGUUCGUGUAAGGUCGUAGUAGGAGGUUUCCACCGUCACAUUCUUCCUCUUCUUUCUCUUCAUUAUAUAUAUAUUUGUGUAUAUAUAAUCAUUUUGUUAAAUAAUUGAUUUUGUCAUGUCAUAUCAUAUUAUCACCCACUCAUUCACUACUCUAUUUCCACAUGUAAUUAACUUAACAAUCAUAUAUUAGAGAAAAAAGAAAACCCAAAAACCCAAUAGAAUAAUAACAAAUAAUAUCAUAUCAACCCUCUUGAAAUCUUUUAUAUAUAUAAUAAAAAUAAAAACUUCCCCAUCCAAUAACGUUUCUCACAAAACUCUCUAUCUCUCUUUUCUUUCUCUCUUUCUUUCUGUCUUUCCAUUAUGAAACUCCACAGCAAUGAAGUUCCAUCAGGGAAAAACUACACCCUUUACAAAACAUUAGCCAUAGUUUUUAGUUUAGUGAUUCUGACAGUGAUUCCUCUGUUAUACAAUCUCAUAAACUAUUACUCUGUUUUCAUUCUCAACAAUUCACCAAAAUCUCCAUCAAGUCCAUACUCAUCAAGCAGUAGUGGUAAUGGAAACAAUGGAGUUUUUGAGAAGUUGUCAAAUUAUGGGAAAGAAGAAGAAGAAGCAGAAUGUGAUAUGUUCGUAGGAGAAUGGAUACCAAAUCCAAAUGCUCCAUAUUAUUCAAGCUCGUCAUGUUGGGCAAUUCAUGAACAUCAAAACUGUAUGAAAUAUGGAAGACCAGAUGGGGGUUUUAUGCAAUGGAGAUGGAAGCCAGAUGGUUGUGAACUUCCAAUCUUUAAUCCUUCUCAGUUUCUUGAGAUUAUGAGAGAUAAAUCUUUGGCUUUUGUUGGUGACUCUGUUGGAAGAAACCAAAUGCAAUCUUUGAUAUGCCUUCUUUCAAGGGUGGAAUAUCCAGUAGACGAGUCAUACACGGCAGACGAGAAUUUCAAGAGAUGGAAAUACAAAACCUACAACUUCACAAUGGCCAGUUUCUGGACACCACAUCUAAUCAAAGCCAAUAUGGGAGAUGCCAACGGUCCUACUAAAACCGGUCUCUUCAACCUCUACUUAGACGAACAUGACCAAGAAUGGACAACUCAAAUCGACGAAUUCGACUACAUCAUCAUCUCUGCUGGCCAUUGGUUCUUCCGUCCGAUGGUUUUCUACGAAAACCACCGCAUUGUUGGUUGCCAUUACUGCCUCCUCCCAAACGUCACUGAUCUUGGAAUGUACUAUGGUUACCGAAAAGCCUUCCGAACAGCAUUCAAAACCAUAAACAGCUUAAAGAAUUUCAAGGGAAUAACAAUUCUAAGAACAUUUGCACCGUCACAUUUCGAGAACGGGCUAUGGAAUGAAGGAGGGAAUUGUUUAAGAACACAACCGUUUCGAAGCAAUGAAACGCAAUUGGAAGGGCAUAAUCUAGAGUUGUAUAUGAUUCAAAUGGAAGAAUAUAGGAUUGCAGAAAAGGAAGGAAGAAGAAAAGGGAAGAAAUUUAGGCUUCUUGAUACGACACAAGCAAUGUUGUUGCGGCCGGAUGGGCAUCCGAGUCGGUACGGGCAUUUGGCGAGUGAGAAUGUGACAUUGUAUAAUGAUUGUGUUCAUUGGUGUCUACCGGGGCCUAUUGAUGCUUGGAGUGAUUUCUUGCUUCAGAUGUUGAAGAUGGAAGGGAUUAGAUCAGCUAGGGAUAGGUUACAGUUUGGUUAGAGCUAGGCUAGACUUCAUUUAUAUUGUUUUUUGUUGUUUUUCAUGAUCUUCUUUUGGGAUUUGUAUAAUAAUUUGUUUGUAUCAUUGUUUAUUUUUAAGUUGUAUGUAUGUAAUUAGACAUUGUGAAAGAAGUAAUAAGAGAGCAUAAUUUAAUUAAA